AUGCCUCCUACAAAGGAGCCUGAUAAAUACCGAGUUGAGACCGGUUUCAGCUUCCCUCCGCGCUGCCGAGUGGGCGACGGCGUUGGAGAUGGCCGGGGCCGGCCCGCUCCCACCCCUGCGGCCAGUGUCCCACGCAGCGGCCUCGGCUUCUGGCUGGACGCUUCCACGCGCUGCACUUCACUGAAGCUGGUGCCUUCCCAAGGCUUCGUGUUCCCAGGGUGCCUUUUCUUACAGGCGUCCUCUGACUCUCAACUUGCAAAUGGAGAUAGAGGCUUUGAGAAUGUGGAGCUGGGUGUCAUAGGAAAGAAGAAGAAAAUUCCAAGGAGGGUUAUUCAUUUUGCAAGUGGAGAAACAAUGGAAGAAUAUAGCACAGAUGAAGAGGAAGAUGAGCAAGAGAAAAAAGACCUGUUGCCGCCUGUAGAUCCUACAACGCUCACCUGGGGACCCUACUUGUGGUUUCACAUGCUGCGAGUUGCCACAUCAACCUUAUCAGUGUGUGAUUUCCUUGGGGAAAAGAUUGCAUCUGUUCUGGGGAUAAGCACACCAAAAUACCAAUACGCCAUUGAUGAGUAUUACAGAAUGAAGAGAGAGGAGGAAGAGGAGGAACAGGAAAACAAGAUGUCAGAAGAAGCAGAAAGACAGCAUCAGGAACAGCAGAACAAGCCACAAGCUGAAGCUCCUGUCCAGACAGACCAGCCUGAAGCAACAGCAUGCACUUCAUUUGUGAAUGUAAACUUUGAAAAUGAGGGAGACUGCCAGUCCAUUGGGGAAAAUAAACAAGAUGUGGUUCCUGUCCCUCCUUAAGUGUAAAGCUCUGUAUAACAUAGGAAAUGGGAAGUGUCACAAUCUGGCUGUAAGAUGCAGGAAAAAUAGGAUUAUACAUGUUCAGUGAAAUUCAACUUCCAGCAUUCUUAUUGAUCAGGAGAGAGCGAGGCAAUGGCUGUUCAGUUGGUCUGCCUAAAAAAGGCUGAGGCAUUCUGCCAAAUUGGCACUUCAGUUAAAAUGAAAAUUGCACUACAAACAUUUGGUCUAAAAUUGAAUGUGUGAGCUAAUUUCUGUGUAAAGCAAGUAAAAAUGUCUUUUCUUUGAGUUGCUGUGUCUCUAACAAACACCUGUGGAUUGCAGAUACAGUGCUGUUUCCUACUUCUAAACACCUAUUUCUGAUUUGCACAUUGUUUGCAACUCGGCUCUCUAUGAAUAGAUUAAUAGGAAUCAAUAUCCUGUAACUCACAAGUCAUUAUAAUAGCGUCUGAUUUUUCCCUAUUUAUUGUCGCUAUUGUGUGCAUGUAUUUUUUUUUCUGUUGUUAUUUAACGUAAGAGAUAGUUAGAUUUAAUGUUAACUAGAUUUAAGGGACCACUGACUUUUUUUUACUGAAAAAAAUUUUUUAAGGAGGCUUUUAAACACACCUAUGAACUUACUAACCUCCGAGAGUGCUGGUACUUGUUAAUAGUGCUCUGCUGCUCCAUACAGAACCAGCAUCGGUGUAAGAUGUUCUCAGUCCUAGUCCAAGACUUAAGAGAGCCACCUGCUUUAAUAGUUUACAUGCUCUGAAUGGUCCUGGGAAAUAAACUAAAGUCUUGCUCAAUUAAUUAUACCGAAGGCACUGGACACUGUAUGGUACCAAUCUAGAACUGCAAAAGCUUUUUUAGAUGUAGAUACCUGAGAGUCAGUAUACUUGAUUAACCUAAACAGACUAUUUGUUUAAUGGUAAAUUAUCAGUAAGGGAUGUACCAUUGCAGUUGUUUCUCCCCUCUCUAGCACAGAAUACAUAAAUAACUAGAAAUCACAAGACCAAACUUAUGAUUCUUCCUUUUUCUUAAAUAAACAAAACGCUUUGUUGCAAUACUGCAACAACAGUAGUUUUUAUUUUUGUCUAAGUGAAAUGCAGGUAGCUCCAGAGCUUUUAAGUAGCCCCAAGUACCAAUUAAGGAAAUGUAAUGGCUGUCCUUCUACUUGCAGCAUGUAAAAGGUGACUGGUUUACUUUGUGACAAUCAGGUGUCAGUGCCCCAGUCACCUUCUACAGAGAGUUGGUGUAGAUAAAGGAGCAGAGAAGCUGCAGUAGCUACCGUGUGAAACAUUACUUCCGUCCUUGAGAUUUCUAAAAAAAAAAAGAAAAAAAAACCCAACCAACCCCAAAACCCCCAAACUUUAAAUAAAUAGUCUUCAGUGAAAUUUUGUGUUGGGUAUCAUAGUAUGUCCCUGGCCUUGGUCCCAUUACCAACCAACUAAGGAGCCAGAUGUAAGAUCAGAGGCCAGGUACCUUGCUAUUGGUUCCCAGAGCUCAGUUACGUAUUUCAGACAACCCUCUGUCCUGGACUAGCGUCCUGUUGAGCACAAAUUCCUUCUCCUCUCAUCCGCCCUUAGCAUUCCAGACCUAUAGAAAAUCUUCUGAUGAAGAUUCAGGCAUCAGCUCUAUUCCAUCUGGUUUGAUACCAUUCAAAAAGGCAAAGAACAGAGUAAGACAGCAGGUGCUGACAGCUGUGUGAAAUCAUUCCUUAGCCCUGAACAUCUGCAAGGGACAGCUUGGUUCAACACCUGGGGAAUACACAGAAAACCAGCUUGUUGGGAGUUCUUAUACUGUCAAAGGCAGGAAGCCUCACACAGCUCAAGAGUAAAACCUUUACUCUGAAGGAUGCUUUGCUUUUCUGCCAAGAAAUUAUGUCAGUUGUAUUUUUCCCCCCCCACCCCUCCCUACUGUCUGUUGCAUCAGAAAUGCUCUCACUGCCUUGGGUUUAAAACUUCUUUGUAUAGAAUACUGUAUUACUCACUGUGCCUUAACUUAAUCCUUCCUUCAGUUUUUUGCAAACUGUAUGAAAGUGGUUACUUUCAUAAUGGUUUAAUUUUUCU
Messenger RNA from Egretta garzetta (little egret), 2849 nucleotides. RefSeq names its product family with sequence similarity 177 member A1 (gene FAM177A1). The coding region runs from base 1 to 804 and encodes 267 amino acids. NCBI's taxonomy places the organism in Eukaryota, Metazoa, Chordata, Aves, Pelecaniformes, Ardeidae. The transcript has 5 exons. The record is from RefSeq and is a predicted model, not a curated record.